AUGAAAAAAAGAAAUAAGCUGAACAGUUUCGACAACAGACAAUGGCGAAAUCUUUGGCUGAACUCUAAUUAAGUAGCAUAUACUCAAAUAAACUAAGACGAAAAACUUAAGGCUUAGCUUCAAGCUAGUAAAGUCGAAGUUAAAGCAGACCAGAAAAACGAUAAAAAUGACAAAAAUAAAUCACCUUAGAAAGGUAAUAAAGAUUAAAAGGAAAAAAAUCCAAAAGAUUAAAAUUAAGGGAAAAAUGACAAGAAGGACACGAAAGCAUAAGAUAAAACAGAUCCAAAAUAAAAGAAGAAAUGA
Messenger RNA from Paramecium tetraurelia, 303 nucleotides. RefSeq lists its product as uncharacterized. The record is from RefSeq and is a predicted model, not a curated record. The transcript is spliced from 2 exons. NCBI's taxonomy places the organism in Eukaryota, Ciliophora, Oligohymenophorea, Peniculida, Parameciidae.